UCUGCAGAGGGACGAGGUCGUAUAAAUAGCGAAUGGUUUGGGGUACUCCAGACAUUGAGGGCAGCCGCUGCUGACGGUCUGCCGACAUCAUGCAGUCGCUGUUUGGUGAAAAUAAAAGGGAAACUCCAGAGGCAAUCAAAACAGAAAUUCAAGAUGAAAUACCAAAAUGGCUGCAAGGUGUUCUCAUCCGAAAUGGACCUGGCAUGCAUAAGAUUGGAGACACUGUUUACAACCAUUGGUUCGAUGGGUUAUCCUUGCUACAUACCUUCACCUUUGAAAAUGGUGAGGUGUUCUACAGAAGCAAAUAUCUCCAAAGUGAUACCUACAAGCGUAAUAUAGAAGCCAAUAGGAUUGUCGUGUCAGAGUUCGGCACAAUGGCUUAUCCAGACCCAUGCAAGAAUAUUUUUUCCAAGGCGUUUUCCUACCUUGCACAUGCUAUUCCUGACUUCACUGAUAAUUGUUUGAUUAACAUAAUCAAAUAUGGUGAUAAUUUCUAUGCUUCAUUGGAAGUUAACUACAUCAGAAGAAUUGACCCAAGGUCACUUGACACAUUGGAAAAGGUUGAUUAUGCAGAUUAUGUCCCACUCAACCUGGCAACAUCUCAUCCACAUUAUGAUGGAAACGGAAACUCCUACAACAUUGGCACAUCGAUUGCAGAGAAAGGCAAAACAAAGUACCUGAUUGUGAAAGUACCAACUAUAAAGCCAGAUGACAAGAAUGCGUGCUUUAAAAACUGUGAAAUAUUCUGCUCCAUCCCUUGUCGCUCACUUCUCAGCCCCAGUUACUGCCACAGCUUUGGUAUGACUGAAAACUACAUCAUCUUCUUAGAGCAGCCAUUUAAACUGGAUAUACUCAAAUUGGCUACAGCCUACUUCAGAGGAAUAAACUGGGCCAGCUGCCUGAGUUGGCACCCAAAGGAGAAGACCUAUAUUCAUAUCAUGGACAGAAAUACAAAGAAGGCUGUGCCCAUAAAGUUCUACACCGAUGCACUGGUGGUCUAUCAUCAUGUCAAUGCAUAUGAAGAGAACAACCACUUGCUUAUUGACAUCAUUGCAUAUGAAGACAACAGUUCGUAUGAAAUAUUCUACUUAGCAAACAUGAAGUUGAAUGAUAAUGAAUUUCAAGAGAAAGGCAAAAGCUGCAAACUUCCACAGUGCAGAAGAUUUGUAAUUCCCUUGGAUAUUGACAAGAACACCGAGACUGGCACAAACAUUGUCAGACUUCAUGGCACCACAGCACAGGCACUGAAGGAGCAAGAUGGACAAGUGUACUGCACACCUGAAGUUUUAUUUGAAGGUGUAGAGCUUCCGCGAAUAAACUACAAUUACAAUGGUAAGAAGUACAGGUACAUUUAUGCAUCCAGAGUUCAAUGGAAGCCAAUUCCAACAAAGGUAAUUAAAUGUGACAUUCAGACCGGGAAUUUUCUGGAGUGGGAGGAAGCAGAUUGCUGGCCUGCAGAGCCAGUGUUUGUCCAAGCUCCAGAUGCUAAAGAGGAAGAUGACGGUGUUCUGUUGUCUUCAAUUGUAUCAACUGAUGCCAAGAAAUCUUCAUUUUUACUUGUGCUUGAUGCAAAAACUUUCAAAGAAGUGGGCCGUGCUUCUGUUAGUGCUGAUGUACAUCUGGAUCUUCAUGGCAUAUUUAUUCCUGAAAAAGAGCUAAGCACACAAAACUGAAAAUAUAUUGUUUGUGAAGGAGAACAGCGAAUGCCUGUUCCAUUGAACUCUCACCGCCUUUUGACUAAAGCAACAUCAACUAUUGGACAGAAAAUAAAGAGCAGAAAGCUCUCGCAUCUUGCUUGGAAUGACUUCCUGUGAAUAACAAGAGAUGAACUUCAGAUUCAGUCCUUUGUAGUGAGGCAGUCAUGAGAAGUGUUUUAGUUAAUUCAUCCUCAAUCAAGUUAUUUUGUGGCCAAAAUACAAUGAAAACACUAUCAGCUGGGCAAAAGAGUAAAAAAAAAUAUGAACACACAAAAUAGAUUAACAAUUGAUUGACAGUGAAAUAGUUUAUUUAAUUAGAUCGAUACUUGCUAAGAAAGAUAGUUUAAGACAGUGGUCCCCAACCUCCGGGCCGCGGACCGAUAUUGGGCUGUGAAGCAUACAGGGGUGCAGCGGUAGCUGGAGUGCACCCAGCACAUCUUUAAGAAAAAAGCCGAAAUAGGCACGUAAAUGUCGGCCUAGAUCAGAGGCGAUUGCCGAUUUCACUUGCUCUAUGGGAUGUUCACUUCUCUUUCCAGGGCGCUGGAGCCUUUAGUUGUUCCAUUUUUUGGUCAAUUUAAAUGCCAGCCCAGACAGGCUGAAAAGACAGAGCUGUCAGGAUCGAGGUGACAUGUUGAAUCGACACAAACUUCUAAUAAAGUAUAGGCGCUGCCAUGCUUUCUUUGUAAUGACAGUUACAUGCUGGUCCCAGGACAGAUCCUCUGACACUUCUCAGAGAGAGAAACGUCAAUCCUUAAUGCCAAAGAAUUUAAAGUUAUUUACCCUCUCCACUUCAGUUCCUCUAAUGAAGACUGGCUUCUGGGCAGCACCUAAUUAAUUAGCUUGUUUGUUUUGGCUUUUUUCUUAAAGAUAUGCUGGGUGCACUCCAGCUACCGCUGCACCCCUGCAUGCUUCGCGGCCCAGUAUCAGUCCGCGGCCCGGAGUUUGGGGACCACUGGUUUAAGAUGAUAAAACGCCACAUUAUUUUGCAGGUGCAAUUUAUUGCUGGAAAAUAUACAGUAUAGAAAUCUAUUAUAAAAUACUUUAUCUAAGACUUUGAUGUGAUCUUGUUGGGCUAAACCGUCACUGACAUCUUCAGUUCAUAGCAAGAGAAAAAUAUAAUUGUUUUGAAAUUAUAUUUCUGAAAUACAUCGUGUGAAUAUAAUUAAUGCUUUAAAAAUAAUCGGUAUCAUAUUAAAUUCCAAUUAUUGAACAAGCGGAGCUUGUUUAAACUGGAAAAUGAGGCUGCAACAAUUUGGAGAUGAUUAUUUAUUAAAGGAAGAAACAAAGUUACAAAAAAUAGCAUUACAGGAUAACAUCCAGAAUUAAAAAUGAUUCUGAAGUCAUGAAAACUCAUAGCAAAGAAAAUAGGCCCAUUGCCCAUGGCCUACUGCUACGAUGAGACCACGCUCAGGUUGGAGGAGCAACACCUUAUAUUCUGUCUUGGUAGCCUCUAACCUGAUGGCAUGAACAUCAGUUUCUUGAACUUCCAGUAAUUGCCCACCCUCUCCUUCACCAUUCCCCAUUCCCGUUUCCCUCUCUCAUCUUAUCUCCUUACUUGCUCAUUACAUCCCUCUGGUCCUCCUCUCUCUUCCCUUUCUUACAUGGUCUUCUACCCGCUCCAGUCAGAUUCCCUCUUCUCCAGCCCUUCAUCUGUUUCACCAAUCACCUUCCCAGCUCUUUACUUCACCACUCCCCCUCGCCCAGUUUCACCUAUCACCUUCCACCUUGUACUUCUUCCUCUCCUCCCCCCACCUUCUUACUCUGACUUCUCAUCUUUUUUUCCAGUCCUGAUGAAAGUCUCGGCCCGAAACAUCGACUGUACUCUUUACCACAGAUGCUGCCUGGCCUGCUGACGUCCUCCAGCAUUUUGUGUGUGUUGCUUUGGAUUUCCAGCAUGUGCAGGUUCUCCCCUGUUGGCAGUGAUUUAUCUCCUUGAAGGUGCUACAUUUUUGUGUAAUUCAAUUGCCAGCGAGUUGUUUGUUAUGUCUCCCCGCAACUACAGGUCUUUUGUCUGCUAUUGCUUUGCGCACGCUUGAAAGCUGGUAGCGGGUGCACUUUAUUUUUGCCAGUGGGGGGAGCGUGAUUGUUGCUCGCUGCUGCUUAUGCGCGGGAGGGAGGGGAGCUGGGGGGGACUUUGGGGUUCUAACAUUUAACUGUCAUUCAUUCUUGGGACACGCCUCUGUUUUUGUGGAUGGUUGCAAAGAAAAAGAAUUUCAGGAUGUAUAUUGUAUACAUUUCUCUGACAUUAAAUUGUGCCUUUGAAACCUUUGAAACUAAUGAUGAGGCUCAUUGUGAGAUUUAUAAUAGAGCUGUUUAAUUUCUUACUGAAGAUUGUGGAGAGCCCCAGCAAGGGUGGCUCCUGAGAAACUAACAGUAUGAUUCAAUGUCAUAGCAUUUGCAAAAGCAUAUAUCAAGAGCAGUGUAAUUCCAUUCAGAUACACAGAUAUUUGGUGUGUGUUGCUGAAGUUGUGUUUAGAAUAAUAAAGCAAAGGCAGAGAUGUUCUGGAUUGUUGGCCUAUUGUUGAUGUAAGGUGCAAAAUAUCUGUGAUACACUAGGGUUUGCAUCAGGACAAUAUAAAGGAAUCUGCUGCUUUAGUCCGAUGGAAGAUUUUGAUGAAUAGCAAACACGGGAUAGAAACUUAAAUAAUUCAUUGUGAUGUCUGUUCUGCUGUCUUAGCCAUGUAACUGUCACCCAGUUCAUUAAACCAGAUUUUAACGAUGUAACUGUCAUUAUAUUGUUUGUUAUAAUUGAACAAAUUUGUCACAUUUAGUUAAAUAAAUUAUUAAAUCUAUUGCAAUCAUACAGUAUCCAGUUAAUGUAGUGAGAAGACACUUGCCAUGGUAAAAUUUUCAAUAAAGAAUGUGUACAUUAUGCACUUCAGAAUCAGAAUUUAUU
Mobula hypostoma (lesser devil ray) is the source of this 4593-nucleotide messenger RNA. RefSeq names its product beta,beta-carotene 15,15'-dioxygenase-like. The record is from RefSeq and is a predicted model, not a curated record. Gene Ontology annotation, biological process: carotene catabolic process; retinal metabolic process. The transcript is spliced from 11 exons. Gene Ontology annotation, molecular function: beta-carotene 15,15'-dioxygenase activity; carotenoid dioxygenase activity. Bases 90 to 1673 code for a protein of 527 amino acids. Lineage: Eukaryota; Metazoa; Chordata; Chondrichthyes; Myliobatiformes; Myliobatidae.